Molecule: messenger RNA, 4697 nt
Organism: Colossoma macropomum (tambaqui)
Lineage: Eukaryota; Metazoa; Chordata; Actinopteri; Characiformes; Serrasalmidae
Product: junctophilin-3
Exons: 5
Coding region: 1021-3708 (895 amino acids)
Biological process (GO): regulation of synaptic plasticity
Cellular component (GO): junctional membrane complex; plasma membrane; endoplasmic reticulum membrane
Source: RefSeq, a predicted model, not a curated record
UACUGGCUGGGGUGGAACAGUCCAGUAAUGAGCACAUUCUGAGCAUCAUAUGGCUUAAGACAAUAUAAGAUCAAUUUCUUUGGACGUUGUAUUUAAAUCAGAAAGAAGAGGGGGUUGGGGAGGGAGCAGGAUUAUUUGGAUUUUUCUUUUUGAUCUUUUUACCAGUCUUCCAGGGAAGGAGCUUCACCUCUACAUCACAGCAGGAGCACGGAAAGGGAACAGAGAGAGAAGCAGGAGCAGGAGCAAUGGGAGAAAUGCUGUGCCAGAUAGGUCUUAUUAGGUGCAUGACUGGAGGAAUGCUGUAUUUUUGUAUUUAGAGCAUGAUUUAGAGGGGAGGCCUUGAUCUGUUCCACAGUUUAAGGCUCCUGAUGGUCUACUAUUACUGUCCAUCCAUUUUUGUGUGCCGGUGCGGCACAUUUGUAAAGGGGGGGGCAGCGAUGUAAUGUCUGAUUGAGCGUAUCAAUGCUGCUGUGUGGAUCCGUGGGAGAAAAAAAACAGGCCUCGUUUGCGCCCUGAUCUCCACGCAGAGGAAAACGGCGCGCGGGUGGGAGCUUAUGGCCAGCGGGGCCGUGCCGGGAACGAAGAAGAAGCACACCAUCUGCAUGCCCAUGGGAAGAAGCAGGCAUAAUAAAGGCGUCCAUUACCCCAGGCCCGGCACAGAGGAGCUAUAACACUGGGACGAGAACCUAAUAAGUUUGUUAUUUUGGCUAUUUUCAAUGGACUUUAAUGGGCCUUUCUUAUUACACUUCAAGGCUGGGAGGUAACAUUGCUUCACCAUUUUCUAAUGGGCCUUUUUUUCCUCUUUAUUAUUACACCGACAAGCUAAACUUAAAGGCUGGGAGGUAAAAUCCCGUUACAUUACCUGUAAAGCUCCCUUCCCUCUUUUCUCAUUGCACCGACAAGCUAAACUUGAAGGCCGGGAGAUAAAACAAUUGCUUUAACAUUUGCUGUUCUGUUUAUCACAGUCUUCCUUUCUUGGUUUCCUUGACAUUCUUGGAUUUGCCAAAACCUGUUUCAUGCAUGUCCACUGGAGGCAGGUUUGACUUUGAUGAUGGGGGGUCGUACUGUGGAGGGUGGGAACAGGGCAAGGCCCAUGGCCGAGGGGUCUGCACAGGCCCCCAGGGCCAGGGGGAAUAUGCAGGGGCCUGGAGCCAUGGAUUUGAGGUUCUUGGAGUGUACACCUGGCCCAGUGGGAACAGUUACCAAGGAACAUGGGCGCAGGGCAAGAGGCACGGCAUCGGCGUGGAGACCAAAGGCAGGUGGGAGUACAAGGGGGAGUGGACGCAAGGGUUCAAAGGGCGCUAUGGGCGGCUGGAGAGCACCAGCAGUGGGGCACGUUAUGAAGGCACCUGGAGUAAUGGCCUACAGGAUGGAUAUGGGUCUGAGACCUACUCUGAUGGAGGUACGUACCAGGGACAGUGGUUGAGUGGCAUGCGCCAUGGCUAUGGGGUGCGGCAGAGUGUGCCUUAUGGCAUGGCCGCCGUCAUCUUUUCCCCUCUGCGCACUUCCAUAAACUCCUUGCGCUCAGAACACAGUGAGGGAGCCCCAACACCUGAUGAUGGCUCUGCUGUGAGUGGUGUGGCUGGGAUUCCAGUGGGCCGUGGAGGUUUCGUGCUUUGCGCCCAAAGCGAUGCAGACAGGCAGCGGAAAAGGAAAGGGCGCUUCCGGCAGUCCAUUCUGAGUGGCUUGAAGUUGCGGCGGUCCGAGUCCAAGAGCUCUCUAGCAAGCCAGCUAAGCAAGCAGAGCUCCUUCUGCAGUGAGGCUGGCAUGAGCACGGUCAGCUCGGCCGCAUCAGACAUCAACUCUAACGUCAGCCUGGGUGACGUGGAGAUGGGAUGCAGCGUGGACGCCACUGUCACCGAGACAUAUGUAGGUGAAUGGCGGAAUGACAUGCGAACAGGUUGGGGCAUCAGCCACCGAUCAGAUGGCCUGCGCUAUGAGGGUGAGUGGUUUGGGAACAAGCGGCAUGGCUAUGGCUGCACCACUUUCCCUGAUGGGACCAAGGAAGAAGGCAAGUACAAGCAGAACAUUCUGGUGAGUGGCAAGCGGAAGAACCUAAUACCACUGCGCACCAGCAAAAUCCGGGAGAAGGUGGACCGUGCUGUGGAAGCUGCUGAGAAGGCUGCAGAAAUUGCCAAACAGAAGGCAGAGAUUGCACUGUCAAGGACGAGUCAUGCCCGAGGAAAAGCUGAGGCUGCUGAGGGAGUUGCACAGAGGGCCCUGGAGGAGUGUCGUCUGGCCCGGAUUAUUGCCAAAGAACUCUCCCCUUCCUUCCAUCAUUAUGGAAAUGGACUGGAGUGCCAGAGACCAAAGCGUCAAGACAGAAAAGAGAAAGACAUGGAAGUGAUCUCAACUGGGACAGACAGCCCUGAGCUCUGCACACCAGACACAACUCCCCCAGCCCAGACCCCAGACCUGAGCCCAGCCCUCAGCAGCCCCUCCUCACCCCCCUGUACCCCACCAUCCCACCGUGCCAGGAGCGCCUGCUUCAUGCGUCAGAGCGCUGUAGAUGAACAGGGAGGGGCUGAAAUUCAGGUUCUGGUGGAAGGAAGAGGCAUGGACAAUGGAACAGGUGGCACCAACAGUUGGACUGCCGACAUGUAUCCCAACCGGAGGGGCAGCAAGGGAGAAAGCAGCCGCUCCACUACCCCAUCCUUGCUGGAGGAGGAGAUUGGUCACAUCAAUGGACACGAGCAAAACUCUCAACACUCGACUCAUCACGCAUGGGAGAAUGGCUCUUCCAAUCACAAGUCCAUUGAGCAUGUCUCCUCAGAUAAAGUAUGGGAUCACAUGUCCUCCAAUCAAAAGCCCUGGAAGCAUGCAUCCUCCAACCACAAGUCCAGGGAAUAUGCAAUGUCCAAUCAUAGAGAAUGGGAGCAUAUUCCACCCAGUCACAACUCUAUGGACCACAACAAAUCUUCCAAGCUCAAACCACAGGUGCACACAUACUCCAAUCACAAGACCUUGGGUCAUACCUUGUCCAAUCACAAAACCCAUGAGCAUUCUUCUUCCAAUCACAAGCCAAAGGAGUAUGUCUCCACACAUGCAAAACCCCAAGACCGUGUAUCCUCCCAUUACAACCCUCGAGAGCAUGUAUCUUCCUAUCGCAAAUCACACGAGCAUGUCCACUCCAAUCACAAACCAAGCCAGUCCUUUACCAACCAUAUGGUUGGUGAAUCUAGCUUGAAUGACUACCAGCCACCAGAGCGUGGAGCCAAUAGCUCCUCUCUGGGAUGGACUGUUGAGAACUCUUCCCAGUGGAUCCCGUGCCACUCACAGCUGCCAGAAAAAGAGGAAGAAAAGCUGGAUGACUAUCGGGUGGAAAUGAGGUUCCAGCCCUUAGACUCCAUCCCCCAGCAGCACUUUGGCUCAGGCACGGAAUGUCCGAGUCUCCAAGGGCACAAUUCGCAGAAACUGCGACAGCGGAACCACGAAGGCAAGGAGUGGAGCCUUGUGGCCAGGGAAGGGUCCAUGGACUCUGUGCAGAUGCUGGACAGCCUGAAUGUCGGGGUGGAUCUGGAGGAAUGGCCGUUGCACAGAGAUGUCACCCUGUCUCCCCCUUUAACAUCCUCUCCAAUCACACUGGAACAUGACGGAGAGCAUCUGAACCUGAUCAAAGCAAACUCAGGCUCCAGCUCUGUCCUGGUGGUCAUGGUGAUUUUACUCAACAUUGGUGUAGCCAUUUUGUUCAUUCAUUUCUUUAUUUAAACAUAAUGGCCUAGAGAAUGUUAAUAACAGCACUUACUAUUAUCGAAAAAGUAAGAUAUGCACAUGAUGCACACUUAGCACCACUUCUUUAUGUAAGGAACCCAGAAUUUACAUUAGUCAAGUCCAUGUAUGUUGGACAAGUCCAUGUAAAUUGUAAGUUUAUUUUGUGGUUCCAUUAAUGAUAUAUUUCCAUUGUUAUCCAUUAGGUAUAUUUGCUUACUUUUUUCCUUAUCCAUGAUAAAAGCCCAUUCACAGUAUUCUUUAGGACUACAAGUAUUGCACACCUUUAGGUUUUGAAGAUACAAUAUUGCCUGAUAUAAUUUAUCAUGCCUAUCAGCUCUUUUACAAAGUUGUUUCUUUCUUUUUUAAGGCCCGAUUUCUUUUCUGAGCAGUAAGACUGUGUAGUUUCGUGAGACGGUCUUGUGGUUUCAUGUACAAAGAUGUUGUAGCGCAUGUGAGGUGGUCAAGUGCAGAAGGCACCGAUAUGUAACUAGCCAGUCUAAGACUACACAACCCCACUGAUUUCCCAGGGUACAGCCCUAUUGGACCGCUGCAACCGCUCAUACGUUUAUUCAUCUCCAUACCCAGAUUUUGCAUUCUCUGUAAGUCUGAGGUAAGAGCUAUCUUAAAGGGCUUCAUCAUGAUACUUUUUCAUCCGUAUCCAAAUACACUCAUGCAUAGUGAAUGGGGUAAGCCUGCAGCGUUCUUCCUUCACCGAUACAAUCCCCCUUUAGCAUCGUCACUGAAUGUCAGCACAAUUCAGUCAGUCGCUUAGUUCAUUUUAUUUCACGCCGCACACAUGUUCACUAGCUAUACUCUACUAUGCUGAACUCGCUACUAAAGAAAAUAAGUUGUUUCUUUGUAAAACACAUCAUUACUUGCUAUACGACAUGAACCACAACAGAGGUGCAUCAGUGGUUGAGUAUUCCGGCUCAUGCUCUGUAAAGUUUGAGACUGUUACCUUUUGACCACUGCUUUCGAUAUUUACA